Protopterus annectens (West African lungfish) is the source of this 1458-nucleotide messenger RNA. Its product is annotated as histone H3-like centromeric protein cpar-1. Gene Ontology annotation, molecular function: DNA binding; protein heterodimerization activity; structural constituent of chromatin. Gene Ontology annotation, cellular component: nucleosome. Gene Ontology annotation, biological process: nucleosome assembly. The record is from RefSeq and is a predicted model, not a curated record. Bases 50 to 1414 code for a protein of 454 amino acids. The transcript is spliced from 3 exons. Lineage: Eukaryota; Metazoa; Chordata; Ceratodontiformes; Protopteridae.
GUUGCACUUGUUUUAAACUCGCUUAGGAACACCGACUGUUGCUACCGUUAUGGCUCGAACAAAGCAGACCGCUAGGAAGUCUACCGGUGGAAAGGCUCCUCGUAAACAACUUGCUACAAAGGCUGCCCGCAAAAGUGCUCCGGCUACUGGAGGUGUCAAGAAGCCUCAUCGUUACCGGCCUGGCACUGUUGCUCUUCGAGAAAUCCGUCGAUAUCAGAAGUCCACCGAAUUACUUAUUCGCAAGCUUCCUUUCCAGCGACUUGUUCGAGAGAUCGCACAGGAUUUCAAGACGGAUCUUCGUUUCCAGAGUUCUGCAGUCAUGGCUUUGCAGGAGGCAAGCGAGGCUUAUCUUGUAGGCCUCUUUGAAGAUACCAAUCUCUGCGCUAUUCACGCUAAGAGGGUAACUAUCAUGCCCAAAGAUAUUCAGCUAGCAAGGCGCAUUCGAGGAGAACGAGCUUAUAUGGCUGAUACCGAGACCGCGCCAGCAGUUGCUCCUACCAAGCCUUCUAAGAAGAAGGUGGCAGCUUCGAAAAACAAACCGGCAGGUCCCAGCGUGUCUGAUCUGACCGUGAAGGCUGUGGGCGCCUCCAAAGAACGGCACGGGCUGUCCCUCCCUGCACUCAAGAAGGCUCUCAAGGCUGCGGGCUACGAUGUGGAGAAGAACAACGCCCGCCUCUUGUUGUCACUCCGGAGUCUGGUCAGCAAAGGGAAGCUGCUGCAGCACAAGGGUUCCUACAAGCUCAACAAGAAGGAGGCACCCAAGAAGGAAAAACGGCUAAAAAGAAGCCCGUUGCUAAAGCCAAGACACCCGGGACUGCUAAGAAAUCCAAGAAGACCGCAGCAGCCGGCAGCAAAAAGAAGGCGCCAAAGAAAGCCAAGAAACCAGCAGCGGCUAAAAAGACAGCCAAGAGUCCUAAGAAGGUCAAAUCUGCUAAACCGAAGGCAGCCAAGAGUCCAGCGAAAAAGCCAAACUCGCUUAGGAACACCGACUGUUGCUACCGUUAUGGCUCGAACAAAGCAGACCGCUAGGAAGUCUACCGGUGGAAAGGCUCCUCGUAAACAACUUGCUACAAAGGCUGCCCGCAAAAGUGCUCCGGCUACUGGAGGUGUCAAGAAGCCUCAUCGUUACCGGCCUGGCACUGUUGCUCUUCGAGAAAUCCGUCGAUAUCAGAAGUCCACCGAAUUACUUAUUCGCAAGCUUCCUUUCCAGCGACUUGUUCGAGAGAUCGCACAGGAUUUCAAGACGGAUCUUCGUUUCCAGAGUUCUGCAGUCAUGGCUUUGCAGGAGGCAAGCGAGGCUUAUCUUGUAGGCCUCUUUGAAGAUACCAAUCUCUGCGCUAUUCACGCUAAGAGGGUAACUAUCAUGCCCAAAGAUAUUCAGCUAGCAAGGCGCAUUCGAGGAGAACGAGCUUAACCUAUACACGACCAGUGAACCCAAAGGCUCUUUUAAGAGCCACA